ACACUCUGACACUUUACUUUAUUUCCAUUGACGGGGCCCGUCACCCAACGUCGACAAAAAUAAUCGGGCACUUAAGAAAUGAAGAUGUUCGGUCGAAUACUUUGGAGCCUCAAAUUUGGUGCAUCUUGAUGGAUAGUAAAACCAUCAAUUGAAUAUGGCGACAAAUCUGAAAUUGGGCGGGGAUCCCCAACUCGAUCCGCCCGAGUUCUUUGGGGAAACACAUAUACGACGGCACUUAGUCAGAAUUCCACGAGACCAACGCAAACUUCUAGAUCGACAGGAAUCAUGGGCACAAUUCCUUAAUGUUGGCCCUAAGCGUUUUCUAAACGUGCCCCCCGAAGUACUAGAGAAUCUAAAAAACUGCCAUGCUAGACAAUUACAACCAACGCAGUCGGAUAAGCCGAGCUCCCCGGACGAUCCAAAAGAAGAAUCAGAUAAUAACGAGAAGGAACAGGAUGCCGUCUCUUUUUCGUCGCAAGUCGCUCAUUCUGAGCCUGAUGCUAAUAGUAACGAUGGUGACAACAGUGAUGCCGAGGAAACGUGUUCUUGGGCAGAGAGUCCCGAAUCGCACAAGCGUCCUCCCAGGGAAAUCCGGACGGCAAGCAGUGAAGACAAUGGACAGCAAUUUCUCACCCAGUUACAGCAACCCAUUUCUUCUCCUCGACUUACAGUACCUACACCUAUCCAAAGAAAACCAUUACCACCCUUCCCACCAAGCAGUCAGGAACAAGAGGAGACCCUGGAUAUCGAAGUACCAACUGCAAUUGGUGAUAAAAUUCCUCCUCUCAAUACAUUGGCUGCUCAGAAAUCUACAACGCCGACUUCUGCCCAGAUUAUACCAUGUACCUUUCAACAGUCGGAGCAAUCAUCUACACUCUCGAAGACAAAGGGAAAAGAACAAAGGAUUUACAAAACCCCCAAAUUCUAUCGCCCAGGAGAGAAAUCGUCAUCUUUAAUGCAUCGUAAAGCAGACAGCGCAAAGCCAGACCACUCUUCAACCGACAGCCAAGGCUCCACUUCAACAAUGAACCCAUCAUCCUCUAUAAUACCAUCGACGAUACCCAUUCGGACUCCAGGAAACGGUCGCCUGCCUGUCUGGCGUGCUAAUCCAGUGAUUUCCACAUCCAAGGAGUCACCCAUCAAUCGUGAAGAUCCUAGUGCCCCAACAUCUCCGCCGACCCGACGAUCUUCCCCCGAGUACAGACCAACUUCACCGCGACUUAGAUCUUCGCCACUUGCACCACCUAUUGCCCAAACUACGCCAUCAACCGUUACUCUGCCACUGUCUGCGUCGCAUGAACCAUUCAUCCGCUACUGUUUGACAUAUAUAAAUUACGAGGGCAGUCUCCGCGACUUCUUGAAGCCGUGUGUAUACAUUCAACAGCAACUGCAAUUACAACGGUGGCGAAUACGGACAUCGUUGUACGAUGACUUCAUUCGAGCUUGGAACGAAGGGUAUGAACAGUAUGUGAGAGAUUGCGACCACUCAGACCCUCCCGUGAAGGCUCUAAAUGCAAUAGAAUGGUACAAUAACAUAGAUGAUGAUCCAUUAUACACUUCACGGGUCAUUACGAGGCAAAAUCUCGAGUCAACCCUUGAGCAUUAUCCCGAGGAGGUUCAGUUGAUUCAAAGUACCUUGGGCACACCCAAAAUACGAGGCUCCGAGACAGCGAUAAGCACCCCAGAUGCGGCUCUUUUGGCUAGGAGCCAUAGAUCGACUUCACAGGAUAACGGUACGCAGAAUGUUAAGGUGAAAAUUGAAGAUUCACCCAUUACGAGCCCCAAAAUGGUCGGAGAUGGCCUGCGUCUCAUGCCAAAACCAGCCAUUUCCACGCUACACCAAGAAAGCAAAAAAAUCAUACAGCUUCAUAAGUCAAUGAGUGAAGCUGAUCAAAAGCUUGUUACAUCCAAAGGGCUCCAACGAUCGCUUUCUGAGGCUACUUACCAUAAAAGGAAAGCCAGCAAGGACCUAACUAAUGGUGCAUCGAAGAGACUUUCAGUCAAUUCGCUCGCCGGAUCCGACUCGGGGAGUAACGCCAGCAUGAUUGAGCCUCCUGGAUCCCCCUUUCCCUCUUUGUAUCCCAUCAGCCAGAAAAAGAAGAAGAGAUACGAUAACGACCCCUUGAAGAGAGCUCGAGACUGGGAGAAGUUCGUAAUAAAGCGAAGGCAGCGGGAAAUGGAUGGCAUUGCGAGCUCCGCGCCUGUAAGCAAUACGCCGACCUCCGGUCAGAGAGAAUGAAUAGUAGUGUAAGAAAGAGGUAUAGGGCGUUUCUGCUUGUGGCACUAGGAGUUAUUGCGUGCAUAGUAGGCUCAUAGAGCCAAAGAUACCCUGUUUUAUUAUCAUUUGUGGAAACGGGAUUUCCCAUCAAAGAGGUUUUGCUUGAUGCCCGAUGAGUGCCAGGACUACUUAUGUAACUAAGUACCUAGGUCCUUAAUAGAAAAUACAUGCAUAUCAACCUACAUAAUCGUCU
Hypoxylon trugodes is the source of this 2471-nucleotide messenger RNA. RefSeq lists its product as uncharacterized. The record is from RefSeq and is a predicted model, not a curated record. The coding region runs from base 155 to 2239 and encodes 694 amino acids. The transcript has a single exon. NCBI's taxonomy places the organism in Eukaryota, Fungi, Ascomycota, Sordariomycetes, Xylariales, Hypoxylaceae.